AUGCAAACAUCAACUAUAAAAGAUCGGGUUAAAGUCGCUUUUGAGCAAACGUACAUUAAGUUUUUUGAGUAUAGUUCUUUUGACAUCAUAAAAGUAAUUGGUAAGGGAGGAUUUGGUACUGUAUUUAGUGCUUACUCGAGAGAUACAGAAAAAACUGUUGCCUUGAAGAGUUUAUAUGCUGAUUGUUUUUAUGAGAGUUCAAUUGAUGAUGUAUUUGUUAGAGAGGUCAAAAACAUUACAAAAAUUAAUUAUCACGAUAAUAUCAUACGAUUUUUUGGAAUUACUCAAG
Racocetra persica is the source of this 289-nucleotide messenger RNA. The record is from the annotation of a GenBank genome assembly. Lineage: Eukaryota; Fungi; Glomeromycota; Glomeromycetes; Diversisporales; Gigasporaceae.